Molecule: messenger RNA, 2204 nt
Organism: Trichosurus vulpecula (common brushtail)
Lineage: Eukaryota; Metazoa; Chordata; Mammalia; Diprotodontia; Phalangeridae
Gene: ALDH3B1
Product: aldehyde dehydrogenase 3 family member B1
Exons: 10
Coding region: 278-1687 (469 amino acids)
Biological process (GO): aldehyde metabolic process
Cellular component (GO): cytoplasm
Molecular function (GO): aldehyde dehydrogenase (NAD+) activity
Source: RefSeq, a predicted model, not a curated record
AGCCAAAGUCAUAGGCAGGAGCCUGUUAGCCACACAUGGGUCUAGGGUCACCCAGCUGGGACACUCACUGUGGGCCCAGCCCAGAGGCUUCCUCACUGGCCUUGGGGAGAGAGCCCUGUCCCCGCCUCCUAGGGGCUGGGCUGACUACCAGCAGAAUUUCAUAACCAGGCCCUGAAGAUUUGUGCAGAAACUUGGCCUCAGAGAAGGAGAGGGGGAAGGAGAGGGAGAAGGAGAAGGAAGACAGCUGAGCUGGAGUCAACCAGGCCACACCUUCAGGAUGAAUCCCUUCAAGGACACCCUGCAGAGCCUCCAAGAUGCCUUCAACUCUGGGAGAACCCGUCCAGCAGAAUUCCGAACUGCCCAGCUGGAGGGAUUGAACCGCUUCCUGAAAGAGAACCGAGAUGCCCUGCUGGCUGCCCUGACCCAGGAUCUACACAAGCCUCCCUUUGAGUCUGAGAUAUCUGAAAUCAGCAUCUGUCAGAGUGAAAUCAACCUGGCUCUGAACAGCCUGGACAGCUGGAUGAAGGAUGAACAUGUGUCUAAAAACCUGGCUACGCAACUGGACACAGCCUUUAUCCGGAGGGAGCCCUAUGGCGUGGUCCUCAUCAUUGCCCCCUGGAACUAUCCUCUGAACCUCGUGCUGGUUCCUCUGAUCGGGGCCAUCGCAGCAGGCAACUGCGUGGUGUUAAAGCCUUCAGAAAUGAGCAAGAGCAUGGAGAAGAUCAUCAGCGAGGUGCUGCCCAACUACCUAGACGAGCAUUGCUUUGCUGUGGUGCUGGGAGGACCCCAAGAGACCUCCAGCCUCCUGGAGAACAAAUUCGACUACAUCUUUUUCACAGGGAACCCCUCUGUAGGCCGGAUCGUCAUGUCUGCUGCCUCAAAAUACCUGACCCCCAUCACUCUGGAGCUGGGAGGAAAGAACCCCUGUUACGUGGAUGACAACUGUGACCCCCAGAAUGUGGCCAACCGUGUGGCCUGGUUCCGUUUCUUUAAUGCGGGACAGACGUGUGUGGCCCCAGACUACGUCCUGUGCAGCCGGGAGACCCAGAAGAAGCUGCUGCCCGCCCUGCAAAGUGCAGUGACCCAGUUCUAUGGGAAGGAUCCCCAGAAUUCCCCAGACCUGGCCCGCAUCAUCAAUGACAGGCAUUUCCACAGGAUCCGAGACCUGCUGGACAACGGCCGAGUAGCCAUCGGUGGCCAGUCAGAUGAGCAGGAACGCUACAUUGCCCCCACAGUGCUGGUGGAUGUGAAGGAGACGGACCCUGUGAUGCAGGAGGAGAUCUUUGGGCCCAUCUUACCCAUCCUGAAUGUGGAGAGCGUCGAUGAAGCCAUUGCCUUCAUCAGGAAGAGAGAGAAGCCCCUGGCCCUGUAUGCCUUCUCCAAGGACUCUAAGGUGGUUCACCAGAUGUUGGAGCAGACCAGCAGUGGGGGUUUCUGUGGGAAUGAUGGGUUCAUGCACAUGACCCUGACUACACUGCCCUUUGGAGGAGUAGGAAACAGCGGGAUGGGCAAAUACCAUGGAAAGUUCAGCUUUGAUACAUUCUCACAUCAGCGCAGCUGCCUCCUGCGAAGCUCGGGCAUGGAGAAGCUUAACUCCCUGCGGUAUCCGCCCUAUGCCCAGCGUAGUCUGGGGCUGCUGCUGUCCUUGGUGGAGAUCAGUCGCAAGGGCCAGUGCACGCUCCUCUGAACUGGGAGCUGUCCCCCUCACCUCUCACAAGCAUCAGGACUACUCUCCUGGCGGAGCAUCUGUCUCUUGGGUCUCAGCAGCAGGGUUCAGAUGAACUUGUAGUGAGAGCUGCUGGGGGCAGGAGAUCCCCUGGACUCCACUUUCCAGCCCCACUGUCUGUCUGUCUUUCUGUGCUUGGGGCAGAGGGGCCCUAGGCUCCCUAGUGCUGCCCACUUCUAAGUAAGGGCCAAAUUCAGCUGAUUAUUGGGCUGAGCCUCAGGCUGGGCCCCCAGUUUAGUUUUAGGCACCAUAUUUUUGGAGGGACACUGGACCGACCAGACAAGAAAUGAAGCCAUUCAAGGACUGGAAGGAGGAGCUGGAGAUGUUCAGCGUGAAGCAGACUGAAGAGGGAUGAGGGAUGAGGGAUGAGGGAUGGGCUGCUAUCCGUGUGGGAGAUGCCCCUUUGGAUUUUCACCUGUAAUGGAUGUGAGGAGGUGACUUCCAAGUGUCUUUCUGCACUAAAUUCUAUCUUUUCCCC